Messenger RNA from Penicillium chermesinum, 1488 nucleotides. Its product is annotated as sterol esterase. The record is from RefSeq and is a predicted model, not a curated record. The coding region runs from base 1 to 1488 and encodes 495 amino acids. The transcript is spliced from 3 exons. Gene Ontology annotation, biological process: lipid metabolic process. NCBI's taxonomy places the organism in Eukaryota, Fungi, Ascomycota, Eurotiomycetes, Eurotiales, Aspergillaceae.
AUGGCGAGAGUUCCUCUGAUCGGGAGGCUGUUCUGGUAUGAGUAUCUGGCCCUCUUCGGGUCACUGGUAUUGGUGGCACUAGAGGCUGUCAUCCAUUUGAUCACUUUUUGCCUUCCAUCGCCGAUCAUUCGAUUCUGCUAUGAGCAAUCGAAAUCAAUCUUCAAUGUUGUCAGUCAGAACGAAGCAUAUGAGAAACGAUCGAAAGAGGAAAUCCUUGCUUCCUCCAUUGCUGCUGCAUCGGAUUUCACUGAGAUUUGCUCGCUCUUCGGGUAUGAGGCCGAGGAACACAUCGUACAGACAAGAGAUGGAUAUCUUCUUGGCUUACACCGACUUCCCCACCGAAAGGGAGAAGAGAAUAUCCGAACUAACCAAGGCCCUGGCACAAUCCGCAAGAAGGUCGUCUAUCUGCACCAUGGCCUUCUCAUGUCGAGUGAAGUUUGGGUGGCCUUGACCAAUGAGCAACGGUGUCUCCCUUUCCAGCUGGUAGAGAAAGGCUACGAUGUAUGGCUCGGUAACAACCGCGGUAACAAGUAUGCGAAAAAGUCCAUCCAAUUUUCGCCGGGAUCCAACGAGUUCUGGGACUUCUCGAUCGACGAAUUCGCUUUUCAUGACAUCCCGAACAGCAUCGAAUACAUUCUCGAAGUGACAGGCCAACCUUCUCUUUCGUACAUCGGCUUCUCCCAGGGUACCGCGCAAGCCUUUGCGACCCUUUCUAUUCACCCGGUGCUCAACUCGAAGAUCGAUGUUUUCGUCGCCUUGGCGCCUGCCAUGGCGCCAUCUGGCCUGCGAAAUCGCAUUGUCGAUUCCCUCAUGAAGGCCUCUCCAGACUUCUUGUUCCUGCUCUUCGGCCGACGCAGCAUUCUUUCGUCGACGACCAUGUGGCAAAUGAUUCUUUACCCGCCGAUCUACGUCCGGAUCAUCGACACUGCGCUGUCGGUUCUGUUCAAUUGGCGUUGUCGCAAUAUCACUCGCGUCCAGAAACUGGCUGCUUACAUGCAUCUCUAUUCGUUCACGAGCACCAAGUCGGUUGUUCAUUGGUUCCAGAUCAUCCGCAAUGGGAACUUCCAGUUCUUCGACGAUGAACUGCAUUCCCCUUUCAGCAUUGCAACCAACGAGCGAUUCUACAAACCCGUCAAGUACCCGACCCGUAAUAUCAAGACUCCUAUCAUCCUUUUGUACGGCGACAGUGACAGUCUGGUUGAUAUUAAUGUGAUGCUUCAAGGCUUGCCGCGGGGAACAGUGGCCAAACCUAUCCCCACAUACGAACACCUCGACUUUCUAUGGGCUUCAGACGUUGAUAGCCAGGUUUUUGGGCACGUAUUUGAUGCUCUCGAGACUUACAGCGGCACCACCGUCCCAACCCUAGAUGCGCCCGACUCUUCUUUGAAGCUGGAAGGCCGGCCUUCGGUCUCCACGCACGCCUCAAACAGCUCACUACCCAGGCAUUAUCAGGCCUUACCAAACGAGCCAGCGGGCGCUACGCCGUGA